This is a messenger RNA of Closterium sp. Naga37s-1, 2916 nucleotides long. The record is from the annotation of a GenBank genome assembly. Lineage: Eukaryota; Viridiplantae; Streptophyta; Zygnematophyceae; Desmidiales; Closteriaceae.
AUGGUGCUAGAGACUCCGCGACGCGGGUCGCAGCAGUCAGAGAAGAAACACCAGGAGAAGAACAAAUUCAAGCGAUUCAACGACCCAAGUGCCACUCCUGGUUCAGACGCUAGGCGCAAGUACUAUGGCAAAGGAAAAGGCAAGCGAUUCAACGACCCAAGUGCCACUCCUGGUUCAGACGCUAGGCGCAAGUACUAUGGCAAAGGAAAAGGGGAAGAAGGUGCCUCUGCGGGGGGUGACAACAAAGAGGGCGAGGAGCAGCAAUACAGGGACAGGGCAAAGGAGAGGCGGGAGGAGGUGAAUCCGGACUACAAAGACGCUGCUGUGCCAAGCCACUUGGGGCAGCUCAAUGCUGUCGCUCCGCCUGGCGUCGACUUAACUACCACAGACGCCCACAAACUAGCAAUCGAGAAGUCCAAGUUUCUGGGAGGAGACGUGGAGCACACGCAUCUGGUGAAGGGGCUGGACUAUGCGCUGCUCAACAAAGUGCGGUCGGAAAUGAAAGGCCGUCCGGGGGAGAGGGGAGGGGAGGCGGGGGGCGGAGGGGAGGAGGGAGGAGAGGAGGACGAGGAGGAGGGUGCUGCUGCUGCUGCUGCUGCGGCUGCUGGAAAGGCUAAGAGCAGGAAAGCACAGGAGAAAGUGCCCACAUUCCGCUCGGCCCUUGCUCGAUCGGUGUUCGAGCAGAUAGUCCGCCCGGUGCCGCCCAAGCCGAACGAGUUCUUCCUGCCGGGCCGCACGUCGUUUGUCUUUGACAUGGAUGACGAGUUCCGGAAUGAAAUUCCCACCACCGUGCACCGCAGCAAGGCCGAUUGCCCUGCUCCACAGGACUUGGUAUCCGCCGCACAGGACGCCCCAGUGUUGGAUAGAGUCACCCACGUCAUCUCCUAUCUGCGGUUGGGAUCAAGCGCAAAGGCUCACAAGAAGAAGAAAAAGGACAAGGACAGCAACAGGGUCCUGGUUCCCGGUAUUCUUCCUCCCAAGCCCUCUCAGCCCGCAGCCGACCUCCCAUCCUCCCAACCUGCUGCACACACCCGAACCGAAGCUGCUGCUGAAAAUGGUGGCGCUGCUGCUGGUAAUGCUGGUGGGAAUGGCGGCAUAGCAAAUGGGACUGGCAGCAGCGGCGGCAGGAGGAACAGGAAGGAAGCAGCAGCAGCAAAAGCCGCCACCACAGUGGCAGCCCCUAAAAAGAAAAAGGAAGAGGAGGAGGAUGACGAUAUUUUUGCAGAUGUGGGGAAAGACUACACAGUGACUGCUAAGCCUAGUGCCCCUGCUGCUGACAACACAGCCUCGGCAGCCACAUCAGCCUCAGCAGCAGCUGGAGCGGCAGCAGGAGUUUCUGGUGGUGCUGCUGCCGCAAGUGCUCCUCGCCCUGCUUACUUUGACCGGGUUCCUCUGCUCCCUCCUCCACUGCUCCCUCGUGCUGCUCUGCCCCCGCCUCCUCCACUGCUCCCACCUGCUGCUGCUGAUGAUGCGGAUAUGGAUAUGGAUGACGAUGAUGGUGCCAUGCCUCCUCCUCCCCCGCCUCUCCCACAUGACAUGCCCAUACCCCAACUCAGCCCGGCCUACCCGCCAGCAGACGGCUCAUCGGAAGACUAUCCAUCCACCCCCUCCUCCUCUUCCUCCCCUUCCCUGUGCUCCCCACUCUCACACUCAUUUGCCUCCAUCCCUCCUUUCCUCUCUCUUCUGUCCCGUUUUGCAGCCCCCCCGUUUCCUCCUCCUGCUCUCGCACCAACCGAACCCGGUGGUACCGGCACUUACUUAACAGAACAGGAAAAAGGCAGGGGAUUAGCGUCGGUGUUUAAGAGAUUCGCUCCGGAGGAAGAGGAGGCGAGGAGGCGGGAGGGGAGGGGGAGGGCGGGGGAUGGCAAGGAGAAAGGGAAGGAUCCGAAUGCGUUGGGGGUUGGGGGGUAUGAUGAGUGUUAUCAGCGGGGGGAUGGGGGUAGCUUUGCAGGGGAGGUUGUGGAGAGUGACGAAGAGGAGGGAGAUGAGCUCGCUCGGAAGGUGGAAGAAGCGAGGCAGGUGGUGGAGAGUGAUGAGGAGGAGGGAGAUGAGCUCGCUCGGAAAGUGGAAGAGGCGAGGCAGGCGCCUCAAGAGAAGUUGAAGGAUCCGAAUGCUCUGGGGGGAGGGGAGUAUGAGGAGUGCUAUCAGCGGGGGGAUGGGGGGAACUUUGCAGGAGAGGUUGUGGAGAGUGACGAGGAGCAGGGGGGUGAGCUGGCUCGGAAAGUGGAAGAAGCGAGGCAGGUGAGUCCCUCAAAGGGAUCCGACUGCGGUGUGGGGAGAGGGGGGUAUGACGAGUGCUAUCAGCGGGGGGAUGGGGGGAAUUUUGCAGGGGAGGUUGUGGAGAUUGAUGAGGAGGAGGGAGACGAGUUGGCUCGAUGUGAUGAGCUGGCUCGGAAAGUGGAAGAAGCAAGGCUGCUGGCUCAGCUGGCUCAGGUGCAGGACAUGUUUCAUGGGGACGAUGAUGAUGAUGUGCAGGACAUGUUUCAUGGGGACGAUGAUGAUGAUGUGCAGGACAUGUUUCAUGGGGACGAUGAUGAUGAUGUGCAGGACAUGUUUCAUGGGGACGAUGAUGAUGAUGUGCAGGACAUGUUUCAUGGGGACGAUGAUGAUGAUGUGCAGGACAUGUUUCAUGGGGACGAUGAUGAUGAUGUUGGUGCAUCAAAGGACAAGGAACGGGACAGAGAGGCCGCAGACAAGGGCACAGGCGGUGGCAGGAGGUCGAAGCAGGGGCAGGAGGGCGAGGGGAGGAAGGGGAGGAAGAAGGAGAAGGAUCGGCAGCAGAAGCUGAACAAUGAGCUGAACCAGAUCAACAAGAUUAUCGAGAGGAAGAAAAGGGAGGCUGCGGGAGAGGUGGUGGAAGAGGAGGAGGAGUAUGGGGAUGAGGAUGGAGGGCCUUAUAAGAAGUCCCGAUACUAG